UCUUCGUCUCUCUCCCCCGUAACUCUCCCUUAGCUCUCUCCCUCUCAGCUAUCCCGUACCUCUCUCCCUCAACCUCUCGCAUCUCUCUCUUCCCCUGGACUCACUAGGACCGAGUCACCAUCGAAGAGAGGCUCGCAACGAACCAGGGAUCCCUGCACUGCGGCUCAACGGCACGGAGCAAAGCUCCGGCGAGUUUUCCCCAUUUUUCCGUCGGGUUUUUGCUUCGGAACGGUCGUGGGUGAGCACACCCACUUUUCCGGUGAACCCGUGCACCCCGAGGACUUUCCCGGUCACCUCCGACCGAGUUACGACAUUUGGAAGGUAAAAUUGCUAGUGGAGAAAUUCUAAAUCCUUAUUCGCGCGACUCUUCUGCUAAGGAAUAUUUGACUUAGAAUCAAGGCACCUAAUCCCGGCGUCAAAACACUUCUGCAGCAGCAUAUUCGGAUCCUCUCGAAUGAGUUAGGAUCGAGGCACAUGAUCCCGGCAUCAGGCACUUUCGCUUAGGCAUCUUCGAGUUUUCUCAGUUAAUUCAGAAACUGUGAGCGAAGGCAUGACAUCACACCACUCUACUAUAAUAUGAAACAUUUUUUCUAAAUAAAACAGCUGAGCUUUUCAUUGCCAUUUCCGAAAAGAUGAAGAGACCAGCACAACUAGUUGUCGUUCCCGGCCCGGUUAUCGGCCACAUCGUAUCAGCGAUCGAGAUUGCAGAGCAACUCGUUGCUCGGGACGACCAACUGUUUAUCACAGUCCUCGUCAUGAAGCUUCCCUACGACCAACCAUUCACCAUCGCUGACUCUUCAAUCUCUCACCGCAUCAACUUCGUUAACCUCCCCGAAGCCCAACCGGACAAACAAGAAGCCAUCCCCAAACACGGGUCCUUGAUCAGAAUCCUCGUCGAAAAUCACAAAACUCACAUCAGAGACGCCGUUGUCAACUUACUUUCUGAGUCAGAUCAGUCUGAGUCGAUGUCGAGGCCUCGGCUUGCCGGCUUCGUGCUCGACUUUUUAUGCGCAACCCUAGUUGACGUGGCUGACGAAUUCAUGGUUCCCUCCUACGCGUUCUUCACCUCCAACGCUUCGCUGCUCGCACUUUUGUUCCAUUUUCAAUUGCUUCGCGACGAGGGCGGCAUAGAUAUAACUGAGUUUACGCGCUCGAGCGCUGAGUUGGCCGUCCCGAGUUUCAUCAACCCUUGCCCUGCCGCAGUCUUGCCCGGUACGUUUGCGGACAAAGAGAUCACCGAAUCAAUCCUCAACUAUACCAGCAGGUGUAGACAAAUCAAGGGUAUUUUGGUAAAUACAUUCUUGGAGCUGGAUUUGCAUGCUCUUCAUUAUCUUGAUUUUGAUGAUAAAAUCCCACCCGUGUAUCCAGUGGGGCCCUUAUUGAACCUCAAAAGAUGUGAUGAAAAUAAGGGCUCGGAUAUCUUCAGGUGGCUCGAUGAUCAGCCCUCUUUGUCGGUGGUGUUCCUAUGUUUUGGGAGCAUGGGAAGUUUCAGUGAGGCCCAGGUGAAAGAGAUAGCUUGUGCGCUGGAGCAUAGCGGGCAGCGGUUUUUGUGGUCCCUACGCCGGCCCCCACCUAAAGGCAAGAUAGCUAUGCCAAGCGACUAUGCGGAUCUAAACGCAGUCUUGCCCGAAGGGUUUCUUAAUCGGACAGCUCCGAUUGGGAAGGUGAUAGGUUGGGCCCCGCAAGCGGCCAUCCUGGCCCAUCCGGCGAUCGGAGGGUUUGUAUCACAUUGCGGGUGGAAUUCCACGUUGGAAAGUUUAUGGAACGGGGUGCCGAUUGCCACGUGGCCAAUGUACGCGGAGCAAAACCUGAAUGCCUUUCAACUGGUUAAGGAAUUGGGAUUGGCAGUGGAGAUUAAGUUGGAUUAUAGGAAGGACAGUGACGUGUUGGUGAGUGCAGAAGAUAUAGAAAGAGGGAUAAGGCAAGCGAUGGAGCGCGACGGUGAUGUACGGAAAAGAGUGAAGGAGAUGAGUGAAAAGAGCAAGAAAACCUUGGUGGAAGGUGGCUCUUCUUACUCUUCAUUGGAACGUUUUAUUAAUCAAAUUUAAUUUAGUGGGUGGGUUUUAUAUUUUACUCGUUUAUUUUUCAUAUUGUAAUUUGCAACGUUUGUAUUGUAAAUUUUCUAUUAACAUAAUUUACGUAUUAAAUCUUAAGAUCUAAUGGUGACUUUUUUU
Messenger RNA from Malus domestica (apple), 2174 nucleotides. Its product is annotated as UDP-glycosyltransferase 71A16-like. The record is from RefSeq and is a predicted model, not a curated record. NCBI's taxonomy places the organism in Eukaryota, Viridiplantae, Streptophyta, Magnoliopsida, Rosales, Rosaceae. Gene Ontology annotation, molecular function: UDP-glycosyltransferase activity.